Penicillium salamii is the source of this 2625-nucleotide messenger RNA. Lineage: Eukaryota; Fungi; Ascomycota; Eurotiomycetes; Eurotiales; Aspergillaceae. The record is from the annotation of a GenBank genome assembly.
AUGCCGCCCCGAACGAGAGCGGGGGUUCAAAGCCAGAAGCAGAAAGAAAAGCUUGCCAGCUCCUACAAUGAACUCCUUGAAGAGUUCUCGUCCAAAGACCUCCGGAGUGUCGGCAAUUAUUCGCUAGGAAGACUCAUUGGAAAAGGCUCCUUUGGCAAGGUCUACCUCGCGUCGCACAAACUCACCAAUGGCUCGAAGGUGGUGCUCAAGUCGUCUAGCAAGGAGGAUACCAACCUGGUGCGCGAAAUCCACCACCAUCGCCAAUUCCUACACCCCCAUAUCGCACGACUAUACGAGGUGGUGGUGACCGAAAGUCUGGUCUGGCUGGUGCUGGAGUACUGUCCUGGCGACGAACUGUACAAUUACCUCCUCCGCCACGGCCCGUUACCGGUUGAGAAAGUGAAACGGAUAUUUACACAAUUGGUUGGAGCAGUCGCCUACGUGCACAGCAAAUCGUGCGUGCAUCGCGACUUGAAACUGGAAAAUAUCCUGCUAGAUAAGCAGGAGAACGUCAAGCUCUGCGACUUUGGCUUCACGCGCGAAUAUGAAGGGAAGGCGAGCUACCUCCAGACAUUUUGUGGGACGAUAUGCUAUAGUGCACCGGAGAUGUUAAAAGGGGAGAAAUAUGCCGGUGAAAAAGUGGAUGUGUGGAGUCUGGGCAUUAUUCUCUAUGCGCUUCUGGCUGGCGAACUGCCAUACGAUGAUGACGAUGACCAAGUCACCAAACGGCGCAUUCUGUCAGAAGAGCCGACAUUCAACGACAAAUUUACGGACGAUGCCAAGGCGUUGAUAAAUCUGCUGCUGUCUAAACGACCGUUGAUUAGGCCGAGCUUAGAUGAAAUCCUGGCGCAUCCUUUUCUCUCGGAACAUGCUCCUGAACAGCUUGCGAUUCUAAAAAUCCCAAGACCCUCGCCAUUCACAACGCCAUUGGAGAAGACCACUCUUCAGCGGAUGAAGAGUGCAGGUGUCAAUAUUGACGAGGUCAUUGAGAACGUAUUGGCUCAGCGAUGCGACCCGCUGGCUGGCUGGUGGGCUCUACUGAUCGAAAAGGAGCAGCGAAAGGAACAAAAGAGAGAGCGGAAGCGCCGCGAGCGAGAGGUCGAGGCAAAGAAUCUGCGCCGAUUGAGUGCCGCAAGCAGUCGUUUGGAGAAGCGGUCAUCCGCUCUUAUGGAGGUAGAGGAGGAAGGUCAGAGCUCAGAACUACGCAACCGUGGAAGACGGGACAGAAGAAGCUUACCUUCUCAAUUGGCAGUGCCGGAACUUCCUGCGCUCCCCGAACCGCUACCCGUUUUCCCGAUUGAAGCGACUACACCCCCAUUGCCGGUCGACAGAGAUUCCAUUCGAUCUCACGGCUCGUCGCGACGCCGUCCAAUUCCUCCACCAAAAGACAGGCGGCGAUCGCGGCCCAGCAUGCUGCAUGUGAGCGCAUCGCAGCCUGAGCUGACACAGCAUAAUGGGAUUUUCCGACGUCGCACGAGUCGUCGUCACAAUUAUCCGAUACUCAGCCAGCUAGCAUCGCUCAAGCACUGGUUCGUCGAAUCGGCGAAGAGGGCACGUUCUCCCCAUGCCAAGCCCACAGGCUCACGCAAGUUUCUUUCGGAUAAGCUAAGCCCGGCAAAGAGUCAGGAGAACGGAAAGAAAGCCGCAACUGUGUCGUCGCCAGCAAGCGAGGUCGCAGGUGAGGAUGUUCAAACACCAACUCAGACCAAUCGGUUCUCGACUGCAAGCAGCCUUGCGCCGAGCAGUGCUUCCUAUCGCCAGAAUCGCCACUCUUACCCCCGCCAACCAAGGGCACUGAACACAGGCCAUGCCAGUCAUCGCAAUUCGCUCUCCCCGUCGCCUAUCACUCCACGCGGAUCCUAUAGGCGCUCAUCAGCCGGACUACGAGGACGCAAAUCUACAUCCUCCUCAGUAUCCUCGAUUCGCAGCAUUCACCACACUCGUGCUCACUCCAAAGCAUCCUCGAUUUCUUCUAACAGUGUGGAUACCAUCUCAACACCUACCGCGAGAUCGUCCAGGUCGCCUCAUUCCUCUAUCAAGGUCCUACCAACCACGCCUGGGUCCUCUGCCCGGUUCCCCAGCAAUAUACGGUUGGUUCGAGGACCGGGUGGAACACCUCGCGAAGUACUUGACCGGACAGGCUCAAUGUCGACGUCCUUUAAUGAAGCAGCGCCAGCGCCAUUACUGUACUCGCCAUCCUCAAGCCUGGUGUUUGCGCGCCGAAAGAGAUCUGCCUUCAAGGGUCCUAUGCUGCACACGAGUAAUUUGAUGAUGUCUAACGGUACGGCCAGCUCUCCAAUCCCUGGUCAAUCAGUGAAUCCCAGCGACUCAGACCUGUCCGUCGGGCGACCAGCUGCACGCAAAAGCCAGAUCAUCGAAGAGGAAGAAGACGAUAAUGGUAUAGAAGAAGACCUCGAUGAAGUCGACGAGUUCGACGACCCUGGCACCCCCGGUACACCCGGCGACAUGGUGAUCCAAGACAACAGAACAGAGACCACUCCGAAAGUCUCGGUCGAACUGGAUUCUCCCAGCCGAACACCUUUUGCCCCCGUUCCUAACCUCGAAACCAGCCCCCUUCGGCCCCCUCGCUCGUCUUCUCUGCGCUCUCCAGAUAAAUCUGGUUGA